Messenger RNA from Cornus florida, 1232 nucleotides. RefSeq lists its product as uncharacterized. Bases 188 to 490 code for a protein of 100 amino acids. NCBI's taxonomy places the organism in Eukaryota, Viridiplantae, Streptophyta, Magnoliopsida, Cornales, Cornaceae. The record is from RefSeq and is a predicted model, not a curated record. The transcript is spliced from 3 exons.
AAAAAAAAAAAAAAUCCUACAUAUUAUAUUCCUUUGUAUAUUCAAUAUUCAAUUGUUGGGUUGAGCUCUAUCUAUAUAUAUAUGUGUGUGUGUGUGUGUGUGCACAAUCACCAUACCCACCCACAUCCUUUCCUUUGCCUCUCACCAACCAUUUCUCCAAUCUGCUUAAUUCCAGCUCCAUUAAUUAAUGAUUUGUUUGAUGAAAUACAUGGAACACACCUAUUUUCUUCGAUUGCUCGUAUUGUUUCUGGGUUUCUCCUUUGUUUUGUACUCUGUCGCAAUUCCUACCUCAAGAAGCGUCAAGCCAAUCAAAGAAGAAGUAUCGGUCCAGGAUUUACUUGCUCAGGAUAUAAUGGAUUUGAGGAUUGAUGGGGAGAUAUUAGAGGAAAGAUUGAUAAAAGGGAGGAUGGACAUGGAAAAGAAAGAGACAGACUAUCCAGGAACAGAAGCAAGCAAUAACCAUGAUCCAAAAGCUCCCGGAACAGCUUGAUUAUUAUUGCAGACAUAUAUAUAUAUAUAUAUCCCAACAGGUUCAAAGAUUUAGUUUCUUAUGUUGUUAUUUGGAUUAAUAUCCUAUCUAUCCUUUUUAGGCUAUACCUUUUUCUUAAUAUCCUAUCUAUCUUGUUAGGCUAUCUAAUGGAAGUUUUCACUUUUAAUAUAUAACAUGAAAGUUGGUUAAUAUGCAAAAAUUAUUAUGUGUUGGUUUUGUUAUCUCCCAAAAAAAUUGGGAAAGAGAAGGAAAUGUUAUAAUAUUUAAUGAAAUUUUGUUUAAAAUGCCUUUCUUUUUUAAAAGAUAAAAUUUAUGAAAAAAGGUAUAAUAAUAAAUUUAUUAAAAUAAUUUUUUUUAAUUUAAUAUGAUUAUUAUUAUUUAUUAAAAAAAAUAUGAUUAUUAUCAUUUUAUUUCUUUUUUUUAAAAAUGAUAAGUGGUUAAUAUUUUUACUUUUAUUUUAUAUAUAUAUAUAUAAUAAAAGUAAAAAUAAAAGUGAAGGAUGAAUAUCAUUUUUCCCUUCUAAAUAAUCUUUUUGACGUAUUUGUUAUUUUAAGCAAAGGGGAGGGAAGAAGUGAAAUUAGACAAAGUCCCACUCGUGAUUGCUGUCCAAGCAAAGAAAUGUACUGGUGGAUCCACAUAUUUUUGAUUGAUCUUUUCUUUUCCGUUUAUUUUUUAGUUAUUGUUAUUAAAACAUAAUUCAAUGACCUAACUUAAGAAUUAAUAUGAUAUGGUUCUUUUUUUA